Chlamydomonas reinhardtii is the source of this 2998-nucleotide messenger RNA. RefSeq lists its product as uncharacterized. The record is from RefSeq and is a predicted model, not a curated record. NCBI's taxonomy places the organism in Eukaryota, Viridiplantae, Chlorophyta, Chlorophyceae, Chlamydomonadales, Chlamydomonadaceae. The transcript has a single exon. The coding region runs from base 136 to 459 and encodes 107 amino acids.
UGAGAGAGGACGGAGAGGAGGGAGUCGGCAGCGUAUGGGGUCUUUGGAAUCGAGUUGCCGGUCCCUUGGGAGCUGUUGAUAGCCGCCGCCCUUGAUUGUAAGUUGUAUUAUUAUCGACGAGAGUGGGGAGGCUUAAUGAUUGAGAAAUUGGAAAUGCAAGCAGGAGCGCUGGAAGGUCCGCAGGAGUGGCGCAGAAAGAGCUUUGGCUCUGGCACGUCACGGCCCCGGCCAGGAGCGAGGAGACGGUUGAUUGUUGUGUACCGCAAUUCACCUGUUGAGUUAGAAAAUUGGAAGAAAUUGCGAGACACCGUGGGCAGAACGUGCAGCUGCAAAGCUUCUGGGGCGAUCCUGGAACACGCACGAUGUGGGGUGUUGCCGCGUGAGAAAGGUUGUGGUGCGCAAGAGAGUUCAGCGCAAGUCCUCGAGAGAGAAGAGCAAUACAUACGUUGGCAACUAUAAGGUUAGUCAUCGGCGGCCGAGGCGUACACGGGCGUCAUACUGGCGUCAGCCUCGAGCCUUUGGCCGACUUGGGUAGCUGGCAAGGAGCGGUGACUAAACCAAGCAAAACGAAGAAUUCGCGUGGGCACUUCACAUUGUGGUGUACCGUACUUGGAAGUCACAUGGAGCUGCGCAGGAGGCGCGUUGACGCCUGGCUGAUGGGCGUGGCUGCUGUUGAGGUGAGGUGAGGGAGGGGGGAGCACAGCACGGGAGCACAGGUGAACGGCAGCGGUGGCAGAACGGGGCGGGGAAGGCACCAGGUGGCAGUACGUGUGCACAUGUUGCGGUCGGUCGUGAGUGCAUACUUGCGCGGUGAUGGACUGGUGGGCUGUUGAUGCCUGGCAGCGUGCAUGCACCAACGCUCUGCACAACAAACUUGAGUUGUCGGUGGCAGGAAACUGGGAACCCACACACAUCACACGAGCUAGAGAUGGAGAGAAAGGUUGGGUUUGCCCCGGUCGUGCAGGUGCGGUUGAGGACGACAGACGACGGCGCAGUCCGCCGCGAGUGAGCGAUGUACGGCUAGCAUGAAGAACAAGAGCAAAUGCAUGGAGGUGUGCGAGAGGGUGUACAGUCUGUGCGGUGCGUGGUGCAUCUGCAUAGCUGCAGCCGCUGGCGCAUGAGCACGCGGCAAGUAAAUAAACAGUUGCAUCAGUUAGCAAACGCCGUGAAAGCAUUGAGGCAGUAUACCUAGGUGCUCUCAUGAAGGCCCGGAAAAAAGGAGCCAGCCCCACGGGCUCCGUGGCGGUUGGAAGGCGGUGUUAGUCGUGGUGGUGUUUGCGGUGCCGGUGGUGAUGGUGCAUGAGUUGCGGUGAGUUUGUGCCGCUGGGCGUGUGGGAGGACCAGCUGCCUGUGUGGUGUGGCGGUGCCGCACGGUGAAGAGAGCCUGCAUGCACGAUGCCGCCAUUAGGCCUCGGCGCUGCAACCCAUAUCCGAGAAUGCAUUACAAUUCUUUGCUACAGCAUUGCGUAUCGAAGCAGGGUUGCCGAGGACGAAGCGGGGGAGGUGGAGAGCCCAGCGGGCUUGGCGCUCGGGCCUGAUACGUUUCGCGCAGGCGUGGCCCGACGUGGAGGUUGGCCCUUGAAAAGAAGAGCUGGGAGAAGCAGGCGCCUUGUGAGGAGUCUGUAGGUGCUGAGGUGUGCUGCGCCCGGCUUGGGCCGGGCCGGGCUGGGAAGAGGUGAGGCUGUGGCGGCGGCAGCCGGCCGCAGGCGGUGGCACUAGCCUGCUACCGCGCAACGCGGCAGGAAGCCAGAUUGCGAAGAUCAAGGCACAUGGCGCAGAUGGAUGAAAGUUGCGCAGAUGAAAGCAGGAGGUGGUUGCGAGGGAGGAGUGCGAUCCGGCUAUUCUGGAUGGAGCACCCGACCGGUAUGUGCGUGUGCGAGUGCGUGUGCGUGUGCACGUGUGUAUGUACGCGCGUGUGUGUGUGUGUGUGUGUGUGUGGAGACGAGCAGGCCCGGCGAUUGCUGUAGCCCAGUGGCUGACAUGUGCACAGAGUUUGGCUGUCAAGGGAGGUAAUGUGGUGUGCAAAGUCCUGACAGUGCGAUUGAUGUUCUCAUUAUGUUGCCCCUUUUACUUAACGGUGCAAAGAGAGGCAGGAGGAGGGCCGGCUGCCAGCGCCGCAGACCAUGCGGACUCACCCCAGCUGCCCCUCCUGCCGUGACGUGCGAUUGACACGGGUAGCUCUCUUGCCUUCGUGGUUGUUCAUUUGCAUGUCUGUAGCAUUAUGUUGCAGAUGGGUAGCUGCUGCAGUUGGUCUAUGGUGCGUAGUUCGUGUGUGCAUGUGUAUCGCCUGGUGCGCUGUAGCGCUUGCCCAUUUGGGCGGAUGGCCUCGAGUGGUGGGGGUAGUGGUGGCACGCGGCCAAGGUGUUGCGCAGCAGCAAACACGCUGAGGCGCAGGGUCCGCCCGCACUGUACUUCAGUGACGUAGGAAUUUACUAUCUGCAAAAAUCGAAUGUCGUUGGUCAAGAAUUGUUGUUGCUAUAGAAGCUUACUCAUUGUUGUAUGUAUUAUUUCCUCCACGCAUUGCUGCGGCGGUCGCACGGGCGCCUGGGGACUGGCUGACUGCACGAGUUGCGCCCCAGCCCCCAGGGUCUGCCCCGGCUCCCAAGGCUGCAUCAGGGAUGGGGCACGUGGACAGCGAGAAGGAUAGGCACCGUGCUGCUGCGGUGACACGCUGGGCCCGCAUUGAUUGACAGAGAGGUGACGAACUGUUUGAGGGCGAAGGCCUGGGAGGUGGUGCACGGCAGCAGGGGCGCCUGCAGUGUGUGCUUAGUAGUGAGGGGCGGCGGCACGGCACGGCCGCAGCUCACAUGAGCGCGGCUCUUGAUGUCGCUCGUUCCCUGUCGACGAGGCUGACGGGGCUGCGUCCAGCUAUGCGGUGAUAGCGCACUGUCUAUUGAGGUGGAACGACGAGAAUAAGUUACAGGCAGGAUCCCCACAAUGAAAGGGCUACCAAGCGCACCGGUGCACGGCAUUAUUUGGCAUGUAAUGAACCAUUGCU